UCCCCUGACACCUCUCUGCAUCUUCUCCUGGUGGUGACAGUCAGGAGGUUGGGACCUCAGUCAGGGACUGUCACAUACCCAGAAGUGAUCCUCCAGGAGCAGAUCAUGUAUGGUGAACUGGCAUCUGCUCUGAGGUGACCCCCGUCCCGACAUCUCCAGCAAUCUGGGAGAUCUCCUCUGCCAUCUUCAUCAAUCACAUCGACCAGCGAUGUUAAACAGAGAGGGAAGGCAGUGACCGAUUAUCUGGGGAGAAUUCAGAUUGAACGUCCUGAGAUCGCAUCGCCCAGAGAUCUGAGAAUCCUCAUCUGACCCGACUACAGAGCAGAGCCGCAGACAUUGUAUCGGGUCCCAUUUAUCUGGGGAUCUGACUGGAUCCAGUGCCAUCUUCAGGGUCUCUCCUCGGAACGUGGAGGAUGGUGGUUUUCCUUCUCUUCCAGGGCACUUGAACUCCUGAGGAGAAAGUUUGGCUCCAGGAAAGUGAAGAUCCCGAGUCCUGAGCCCCCCCGGUCCUCUGCAGCCCUCUGACCUCUGCUUCCUCUGUCAUGGGAUUUCAGUCUCCACACUGCUGACUGCAGCCAGAGACCCCCGACCAGUGCUCCUCUGCCCCCAGUACUUUAAGCCCAUGGGUGAGGACUACACCCCUCAGCAGCCAGGCCCCCACUGACUGCUCCCCACAUGCUCAUCUUGGAGACAUGGCCUCAGGUGGGGUGUCCAUUCCCUGAGCCUUAUGGGAUAGGUGUCAUCUGAGCCCUCUAGUGUUUUGGAUGCAGCCAGAGCCUCUUGGAUAUGGGACCAUCUCUGGUGGUGUGGACCAGACUGGCUUCCAUGGUCUGCUGUUCACUCCUUACUUGCGUCUAUGCUCUGGUGGAUACCGAUGAUGUCAUCACCAAAGAGGAACAGGUUUACCUGCUUUUUCUAGCAAAAGGAAAGUGUGAACAGCACCUGAAAUCUAAAUUGCAAGAUGGCUUUUGUCAGUCCGAAUGGGAUGGAAUUGUUUGCUGGCCCGAAGGGAAACCAGGAAGCAUGGUGUCUGUUAUUUGUCCUGAGUACAUCUUUGAUUUCAACCAUAAAGGUCACGCGUAUCGACGGUGUGACAUGAAUGGCAGCUGGGAACUGGUGCUGGGAAAUAACCGCACGUGGGCCAAUUACACCGAGUGUGCAAAGUUCCUGUCCAACGAGACCAGGGAAACGGAAGUGUUUGACCGUCUCAACCUGAUCUAUACUGUCGGGUAUUCAAUCUCUCUGGGAUCCUUGACUGUUGCUGUCCUCAUUUUAGGAUACUUCAGGCGCCUGCACUGCACUAGGAAUUACAUCCACAUGCACCUCUUUGUGUCCUUCAUGCUGCGAGCCGUCAGUAUCUUCGUGAAAGACGCAGUUCUGUAUUCCGGAAUUCCUUUUGAAGAAAUGGAACGUUUCUCAGAAACGGACUUGAAGUCGAUGACGGAGGCUCCUCCAGCUGACAAGUCCCAGUUUGUCGGGUGUAAAGUAACUGUCACUUUUUUCCUCUACUUUUUGGCCACCAACUACUACUGGAUCCUCGUUGAGGGACUUUAUCUCCAUUGUCUCAUAUUUAUGGCUUUUUUCUCUGAUAAAAAAUAUCUUUGGGGGUUCACACUAUUUGGAUGGGGUGUCCCCGCUGUAUUUGUUACUAUAUGGGCACAAGAAAGAGCCACACUGGCCGACACAGGGUGCUGGGACCUGAGUGCAGGGAACUUGAAAUGGAUAAUUCAGGGCCCGAUCCUGGCUGCUACCGUGGCAAAUUUUUUUCUUUUUAUUAAUAUUGUUCGAGUACUAGCAACCAAACUGAGAGAGACGAACGCCGGGCGCUGCGAUGCGCGGCAGCAGUACAGGAAGCUGCUGAAGUCCACGCUGGUCUUAAUGCCGCUCUUCGGUGUUCACUAUAUAGUGUUCAUAACUCUGCCAUAUACCGAGGUGUCCGGGGUGGUGUGGCAUAUACAAAUGCACUAUGAAAUGCUCUUCAACUCCUUCCAGGGAUUCUUUGUUGCCAUCAUCUACUGCUUCUGUAACGGCGAGGUACAAGCAGAAAUUAAGAAAUCAUGGAGUAGGUGGACGCUGGCGCUGGACUUUAAAAGAAAAGCCAGAAGUGGAAGUACCACCUACAGCUACGGACCUAUGGUCUCCCACACAAGUAUCACUAAUGUCACCACGAGGGGCACAUUGGCCUUACAUCUGAACACGAGACUUGUGUCAGCUGCCCUGAAUGGUCACAGAAACUUACCGGGCUAUGUCAAAAAUGGCUCCAUUUCUGAAAACUCCAUACCGUCUUCAGGACCGGAGCAGUAUAACAAAGACGAGGAAUAUCUCACUGGGUCGGGGGUUUACGAUGCUGACAGACCGGCAGCAGAAGUCGUAGAGGAAGAGAGAGAGACUGUAAUGUGAAUAUAUUUUUGCAGAAAUCCAAAGAAGAAAAAAAGAAAGUGUAAAAGAACCUCGUGGAAAAAAAACCCUCGUGACACAGAUGAUCCUUCUCUUUCCAAUCUUCUGAUUCCAUCAAUAUUUUUGGCGAUCACUAUGAAACGACACAGUCACUACCCAGACCUUCUAUCUCCCCAAACCCCCGGAGCACAAAACACAACUCACAACUAUCUCUUACCUAAUAACUGAAAUUCUUUUGUUAAUUUGAUAAUAUGUAAAAUUUCUUUUAUAUAUGUAUUUUUUUAAGACACUUAUUUAUCAGUCCUCUAUGUUAGAGACGUGGAUAUGAAAUAUUGUGAUUGCAUUUUCUAAACAACUCAAAAAGUCUAAUGUAAUUGCGCAUGUACGAACGAUAAUUAUUAUAUGGUAUCUUUGUGUUUUUUGCUGUUGUCAAGUAAGUCACGAACUACAGUCCUUAGAUUCAUGCUCACGUCCAGUUACAAAAAAAAACACCAAAAUAGUCACUUCACAUGAUAGAUAUGGCCAGAGGAGUCAACGGUUCCAACAUCUGGAAUCUUCAUAAAAUAAAAAAAUAAGAAACACUAGAAAAUGUUUUCCGCAAAAAAGGUUUUAUUCAAAAUAAAACUGGAGACUAGUUCCAGUGUAACCGGCCUGAGCUCCGUAUGUCCCUCCUCUGCCUAAUCUGUGCCAUUAGCAGAUUACAGUCGUAGAUGAAAAAUUCCCUGAUUCUUGAGGGAAACACAAAUCCGCAGCAAAUGUUGAUUUUACGCCUCAGGAAAAAUAGAAAAAUUAAACUGUACAAAAAAAAAAAAAAAAACAGCAAAAUUCUGCUGAUAUAUUUUCAUUAAUAUAUGAACAAUGGAAAUAAUGAA
Molecule: messenger RNA, 3269 nt
Organism: Bufo bufo (common toad)
Lineage: Eukaryota; Metazoa; Chordata; Amphibia; Anura; Bufonidae
Gene: PTH1R
Product: parathyroid hormone 1 receptor
Exons: 13
Coding region: 787-2400 (537 amino acids)
Biological process (GO): adenylate cyclase-activating G protein-coupled receptor signaling pathway; cell surface receptor signaling pathway; intracellular calcium ion homeostasis
Cellular component (GO): plasma membrane
Molecular function (GO): G protein-coupled peptide receptor activity; parathyroid hormone receptor activity; peptide hormone binding
Source: RefSeq, a predicted model, not a curated record